This is a messenger RNA of Gavia stellata (red-throated loon), 1705 nucleotides long. RefSeq names its product early growth response 2 (gene EGR2). Gene Ontology annotation, molecular function: DNA-binding transcription factor activity, RNA polymerase II-specific; RNA polymerase II cis-regulatory region sequence-specific DNA binding. The record is from RefSeq and is a predicted model, not a curated record. The transcript has 2 exons. Gene Ontology annotation, biological process: regulation of transcription by RNA polymerase II. Lineage: Eukaryota; Metazoa; Chordata; Aves; Gaviiformes; Gaviidae. Bases 305 to 1705 code for a protein of 466 amino acids.
AUGGGCAGUGACGUCCCGGGCAUUCAGGGGGCCCCCAUAAAUACUUACCGCCAGACUUGUCCUCCAGCGCGAGCUGCGGCGGGAGCGCGGCUCUCCCGGGGCACCGCGGGCACCGCACCGCCGCGACGGGGCGGCCGCCCGCCCGCCCGCACAUGCCUCCCCGCGCCCCGCGCCGGCUCCCCGCGGUCCCCCCGCGCCGGUAGUGGGAGGCAGGGGGAAGCGCCCCCUCCUCUCGCUCCCCUCCCCGCCCCGAGCGCGCACCGCCGGCCGGGAGCGCCGCUCCCCCGGCCGCCCCGCUGCCCCCAUGAUGACCGCCAAGGCGGUGGACAAGAUCCCGGUGACCCUCGGCGGGUUUGUGCACCAGCUCCCCGAGGGCAUUUACCCGGCGGAUGACAUCUCCGCCGCGCUGCCAACUUCGGUCGCGAUCUUCCCCAAUGCCGACCUGGCAGGGCCGUUUGACCAGAUGAGCGGUGUGGCAGGAGACGGCAUGAUCAACGUGGACAUGGGCGACAAGCGGGCCCUGGACCUGCCCUACGGCGGCGGCGGCUUCGCGCCCAACGCCCCGGCCUCCCGCAACCAGACCUUCACCUACAUGGGCAAAUUCUCCAUCGACCCGCAGUACCCCGGCGCCGGCUGCUACCCCGAGGGCAUCAUCAACAUCGUGAGCGCGGGGAUCCUGCAGGGGGUCAGCACGCCCUCCUCCGCCGCCUCCGCCGCCUCCUCCGCCGCCUCCUCCGCCUCCUCCUCGGCCACCGCCGCCUCCGCCGCCUCCGCCGCCUCCCCCAACCCGCUGGCCGGGGCCCUCGGCUGCACCAUGGCGCAGGGCCAGCCGGCCGACCUGGAGCACCUCUACUCGCCGCCGCCGCCGCCCUACUCGGGCUGCGGCGACCUGUACCCGCAGGACCCCUCCUCGGCCUUCCUGCCCGCCGCCGGCGGCGGGGCGCUGCCUUUCCCCCCGCCGCCCUCCUACCCCUCCCCGAAGGCGGCGGCGGCCGACGGCGGGCUCUUCACCAUGAUCCCCGAGUACGGCGGCUUCUUCCCGCCGCCCCAGUGCCAGCGGGAGCUGCACGCCGGCCCCGACCGCAAGCCCUUCCCCUGCCCCCUCGACUCGCUCCGCGUCCCGCCGCCCCUCACGCCGCUCUCCACCAUCCGCAACUUCACCAUGGGAGCGCCCCCGGCGGGCGCCGCCCCCGGCAGUGCUCCCGGCGGCGGCGGCGGGGGCGAGGGCGCGGGCGCCCGGCUGCCCGCCGGCGCCUACAGCCCGCACCACCUGCCGCUGCGGCCCAUCCUGCGGCCCCGCAAGUACCCCAACCGGCCCAGCAAGACGCCGGUGCACGAGCGGCCCUACCCCUGCCCCGCCGAGGGCUGCGACCGCCGCUUCUCCCGCUCCGACGAGCUCACCCGGCACAUCCGCAUCCACACGGGCCACAAGCCCUUCCAGUGCCGCAUCUGCAUGCGGAACUUCAGCCGCAGCGACCACCUCACCACCCACAUCCGCACGCACACCGGCGAGAAGCCCUUCGCCUGCGACUUCUGCGGCAGGAAGUUCGCCCGCUCCGACGAGAGGAAGCGGCACACCAAGAUCCACCUGCGCCAGAAGGAGCGGAAAGGAGCCGCCGCGGCCGCCGGCGGGUGCCCGCAGCCCGGCGGCGGGAGCGGCGCCGCCGCCCUGGCCCCCUGCGCGGCGCGGACGCGGACGCCCUGA